CCAGCUCAGGCAUGGAUCAACUGUGCAGUAUAAUAGUUGUUCUUUUACUCACAAGACCUUUGAUCAGUAGUACAAGUCAAGAGGAAUUGAAAGUCUAUUCGGAACCCAAGCACAUCCAAGUUUGUGAAGGAGACUCAGUCACAUUCAACUGUUUUUUUCAGCCAGGUGGAAAACAUAAGGUGAGCUGGUACUAUAGCCAGACACCUAAUUUAGGCUGUGACUCUCUAACUGACAAGAUACCUGAAGAACAGCAUUUUUAUACAGAAAAUAAUGACAUUUGGGCAACACUCAACAUUAAUUCCAUCAAGACCAAUGAGAGCGGAUGGUACUUCUGCAAGGUUACAAAAGAUAUUCCUUUUCUCGAAAACAAAUGCAGUGAUGGCAUACAAGUUCUGGUUGAUACCAACAGCAACCAGGAAUAUCCGAAACAGACACAGAAUCCGACGCAAAAUCUAACUACACAAGAUUCACCCACAACUUGCUUGAUCAGUGCCACAACAAUCCUCACAACAUCCUCCACACCACCGUCCAGCAUUGCUCAGUGGUGGAUAUGGCUAGCGUUGGCAGUUGGAUGCGUAGUACUAGUUGUGUUAAUUGUUGUCAUAUGCAUCUUGACUCGCAAACCUAAAGAGAUCAUCUAUGAAAACACCAAACCAGUGGAAUCGAGCUGCUGGAGGCAAAACCGGACUAAGAUGGACAUCUGCGACCUGCCUGACUCCAAAAAAACUGACACCAUUAAACCGCUGAGGAAGUAUGACACUCUUUCAAGCAACAGAAUCCACAGGCCAUAACUAUUCCAUAUGAAAGAAUUAUCAGAUCGGAAGAGCACA
Messenger RNA from Sinocyclocheilus rhinocerous, 830 nucleotides. RefSeq lists its product as uncharacterized. The coding region runs from base 12 to 791 and encodes 259 amino acids. Gene Ontology annotation, cellular component: external side of plasma membrane; B cell receptor complex. The record is from RefSeq and is a predicted model, not a curated record. The transcript has 7 exons. NCBI's taxonomy places the organism in Eukaryota, Metazoa, Chordata, Actinopteri, Cypriniformes, Cyprinidae. Gene Ontology annotation, biological process: B cell receptor signaling pathway; B cell differentiation.